AUGGCCGCAGCCGCUCUGGGGCAGAUCUGGGCACGAAAGCUUCUCUCUGCCCCUUGGCGUCUGUGUGGUCCCAGAAGAUAUGCCUCCUCCAAUUUCAAGGCUGCAGACCUGCAGCUGGAAAUGACACAGAAGCCUCAUAAAAAACCCAGCCCCGGCGAGUCCCUGGUGUUUGGGAAGACAUUCACCGACCACAUGCUGCUGGUGGAAUGGAAUGACAAGGGUUGGGGCCAGCCCCGAAUCCAGCCCUUCCAGAACCUCACGCUGCACCCAGCCUCCUCCAGCCUCCACUGCUCUCUGCAGCUGUUUGAGGGCAUGAAGGCGUUCAAAGGCAAAGACCAGCAGGUGCGCCUCUUCCGCCCCUGGCUCAACAUGGACCGGAUGCUGCGCUCAGCCCUGCGCAUUUUCGACAAGCUGGAGUUGCUGGAGUGCAUCCGCCGGCUCAUCGAGGUGGACAAGGCCUGGGUCCCCGAUGCCGCCGGCACCAGCCUCUAUGUGCGGCCUGUGCUCAUUGGGAACGAGCCCUCGCUGGGUGUCGCCCAGCCCACGAGCGCAUUCCUGUUCGUCAUUCUUUGCCCAGUGGGCGCCUACUUCCCUGGAGGCUCCGUGACCCCGGUCUCCCUCCUGGAUGACCCAACCUUCAUCCGGGCCUGGGUGGGAGGGGUCGGCAACUACAGGUUAGGCGGGAAUUAUGGGCCCACCGUGUUAGUGCAACAGGAGGCACGCAAGCAGGGCUGUGAACAGGUCCUCUGGCUGUAUGGGCCCGACCACCAGCUCACUGAGGUGGGGACCAUGAACAUCUUUGUCUACUGGACCCACGAAGAUGGGGUGCUGGAGCUGGUGACGCCCCCGCUGAACGGUGUCAUCUUUCAUGGAGUGGUUAGACAUCUGCUGGAACUGGCUCAGACCUGGGGUGAGUUCUGGGUGGCGGAGUGCACGAUCACCAUGAAGCAGUUGCUGCGGGCCCUGGAGGAGGGCCGCGUGCGGGAAGUCUUUGGCUCGGGCACCGCUUGCCAGGUCUGCCCAGUGCACCGAAUCCUGUACAAAGACAAGCCUGAGCUGAUCCUCCGCUUCCAGAAGGAGCUGAAGGAGAUCCAGUACGGAAUCAGAGCCCACGAGUGGAUGUUCCCGGUGUGAUGCUGCAGGCCGUGCUCCAUAUCCAUCUCAUCACGCCAGCACUUGCCUCCCUACCAAUGACUCACCUGAAGUGCAAUACUAAAUAAAAGGCCAGCGGGCGGUGUCUGGGUCUCUGGCGCCUCCUAUGUGGUUGCUACACCC
Piliocolobus tephrosceles (Ugandan red Colobus) is the source of this 1275-nucleotide messenger RNA. Its product is annotated as branched-chain-amino-acid aminotransferase, mitochondrial-like. Lineage: Eukaryota; Metazoa; Chordata; Mammalia; Primates; Cercopithecidae. Gene Ontology annotation, biological process: L-leucine biosynthetic process; L-valine biosynthetic process. The record is from RefSeq and is a predicted model, not a curated record. Gene Ontology annotation, molecular function: branched-chain-amino-acid:2-oxoglutarate transaminase activity. Gene Ontology annotation, cellular component: mitochondrion.